CUUUAUGCUGUGCAUGUGGCUCCUCUUAUCUAAGCGUGGACGACAUUUUUAGCCGAGCAUUUUCGGCAAUAAAAAGGAAAGCAGCAGCAGCUGUGGAAUCAUUCGAACCAGCAACAACACCAUCAUGAGGAGUCUCUUAAUUUUGCUCUUGGUGGCUGCGGCCAGCGCUAAAGUCUUUGAGCGCUGUGAAUGGGCCCGCAAGCUGAAGGCAAGUGGGAUGGACGGCUACUACGGCGUCAGCCUCGCCGACUGGGUUUGCCUCACGAGAUGGGAGUCAAACUAUAACACCAUGGCCAAAAACUACAACACUGAUGGAUCCACUGACUUUGGCAUCUUUCAAAUAAAUAGCUACUGGUGGUGCAAUGACUACAUCAUCAACUCACACAAUGCAUGCGGCAUCGACUGCAGCGUGCUUUUGAGUGAUGAUGUCACUGCGGCGAUCAACUGUGCCAAACGUGUUGUUAGGGACCCCCAAGGCAUCAGCGCCUGGUAUGGCUGGCGUUAUAACUGUGAGGGCCGUGAUCUCAGCUCCUAUCUGGACGGAUGUGGUGUUUAAUCAGCGCGGAGCAACAGGAGAGUCUCAUCAGCAUCAUCAAAUGUUCUUGUGUUUCUUUAUUUGAGAUGACUGAAGUGGAACACACUGACUCACUCAAACUAAUAAACUGAAUCAAAAGCUCGA
Archocentrus centrarchus (flier cichlid) is the source of this 679-nucleotide messenger RNA. RefSeq names its product lysozyme C-like. Bases 125 to 556 code for a protein of 143 amino acids. Gene Ontology annotation, molecular function: lysozyme activity. The record is from RefSeq and is a predicted model, not a curated record. The transcript has 4 exons. Lineage: Eukaryota; Metazoa; Chordata; Actinopteri; Cichliformes; Cichlidae.